Messenger RNA from Hymenoscyphus albidus, 2958 nucleotides. The record is from the annotation of a GenBank genome assembly. NCBI's taxonomy places the organism in Eukaryota, Fungi, Ascomycota, Leotiomycetes, Helotiales, Helotiaceae.
CGUACAACCCCGCCAUAUUGUUGACAAAAUAAUUUCUUGCCACAUCCACCCGCCGAAAACCCUACAAAUAAGUUGCCACUAACUCACAUGAACGAUUGCUGACAAUUCUACAUCCGUCACGCCAUAAGCGCCCUUGAAAUUUCUAUGGUUAACCUUACAGGUCGUCGCAUGCAGCGACCGAGAGGAUGCCCUCCUACUACUACCAUUUGAAAUUCGAACUUUACCCCAACCCCGAACCAAACAACGCAAAAAGCCCGACCUGGAUACCACCUUCCAACAGCGAUAUCUUUACCCAGAAUAACUGGCCGAACCACCCACGACCUGCCAAAUCCCCGCGACAAGUUUCGGAGAGCUUAAGCUUGAGCUCGAGCUCUGAGAGAAGGAAAACAUCGAAUGGAUUGCAUCUGCGGAGCGCGACACAAGAGCUUGUACCUCCGGCAUCUGGGGGGGUUAUUGACUGCGGGCCCUCGAGGGCUUUGAGUAGUAGUAGGGAAGUCGAGGGGACUGGCGUGGGACGAACGAUCGUUACAAAGAGGGAUCUGGGGUUUCCUGCGCCGGCGCCGAGGCCGAAGCUGGGGGAUUUGAGGGUUGCGAGGAGGGAUUGGAGGUUUGAUCGGAUACGGGUUGAGAGCUUUGAUAUGGUGGGAGAUAGCGAUCGAGGGGGACAUAUGAGGGGUGAGAGUAGUGGGAAUAAUGGUAAUGGGGCUCUGCAGUUCGGACGGAGGGGUACGAGUGGGAUUAAUGCUGGGCUUGCGGCCGGGGUAGGAGGGAGGGUCACGAAGGCUUUGUAUGAGGUUCUUGAGGGCAGGAAUACGGAGGUUGGGUGGGGAGUUGUGCAUUUGUAUCGGGAUGGGGAGGAGACGCCUGGGUUGGGGAUCGGUGCUGCACCGGGUUCUGGGACGAAUACUCCUGAGCGUGGUCUUGCUACUUCUUCUCUUGCUGGUUUACGGAUAAAGGAUGAUGGCGAGGGAGAGGGAGAAGAUUGCACUACGCUGUGUAUUCCGGCUGUGCCUAGCUAUCUUACUCCCAGUGAUUUCUUGGGGUUUGUGGGUGAGAAGACGAGGGAGCAGGUUAGCCAUUUUAGAAUGGUUUUGACGGAGAGAAUGAAUCGGUAUCUAGUUCUCAUGAAGUUCAGAGAUAAUGGGGAGGCGAGGAGGUGGAGAGCAGAGUGGGAUGGAAAGGUCUUCAACAGUAUGGAGGUGAGAAACCCCAGUCUUCAUGUAUUCUACUCUUAUCUGACCAUUGGAAAUAGCCAGAAACUUGUCAUGUUGUAUUCAUCAAAUCGAUUACCUUUCAAGCACCCAACUCCUCGCGAUCAAAUACUAGUUUCCCGGAGCUCUCUCAUGAUCCUUUUACACCAUCUACUGCGGCAUCUGCCUUCUUGAAACCAUUUCCUCCGCCAACUCCAGAUCUCGUUGAGCUACCAACAUGUCCUGUUUGCCUGGAAAGAAUGGACGAUACCACCGGUCUCCUCACCAUUCUCUGUCAACACGUCUUCCAUUGUGCUUGUCUUCAGAAAUGGAAAGGAAGUGGCUGUCCCGUAUGUCGACAUACCAAUCCGCCACCCAGCCAAAACACCCCCAAUACCUACCCCCAUGACCCCUCCAACCCACCAUUUGGUAGUGGCGAAGCCCAACUUUGCAGUAUAUGUGACUGUGCGGAUGACCUCUGGAUCUGUCUCAUCUGCGGAAACGUCGGCUGCGGCCGCUACAAAGGAGGCCACGCAAAAGAACACUGGAAAGAAGUAGCCCACAACUUCGCGCUCGAAAUCGAGACGCAACAUGUGUGGGAUUACGCGGGGGAUAUGUGGGUUCACCGACUCAUCCGGGAUAAAGGCGAUGAGAAACUGAUCGAGUUACCUUCAUCCUCGAGACCGAUGGGGUAUGGUGGGGAGAGAGGGAGACAUGAGAUGCAGAAUAUGGAGAUGGUUCCUAGAGAGAAGUUGGAGGGGAUUGGGAUGGAGUAUACCCAUCUCCUCACCAGCCAGCUGGAGAGUCAACGUGUGUACUUUGAGGAAUUGGUGGGUAAGGCGGUGGCUAAAGCCUCUGCUGCCUCUUCAGCAGCGAGUAGUGCCUCUGCCCGAGCCGAAGAAGCACUCUCCCGUCUCCAAAUCCUCGAAAUCGAAAACACGAAACUGAAACAAGAAACCAUCGCCAACCUCGAAAAGGAACUCUCGCGCGAAAAGAAGAAAGCUGAGAAGUCCUCCGAGGUGGCGCGCCGGUUCGGAAGCAGUCUCGUGGAAGAGAAGAAGGUGAGUGAGGGUCUGAUGGAGCGGAUCGAACAUCUGAAUAAAAACUUCGAGGACCUGACCAAGGAAGUUGCGAAGGUGAGAGGUGAGAAUGAGGAGCUGAAGGAGGAGAAUCGUGAUUUGCUGUUUAGUAUUACGGCUGGGGAACGGUUGAAGGAUAUGGAGGCCCAGGAGAAUGCUGCGGAUGGAGGGUCCGGAGGUGGACUGGAGAGAGGUGAGAUUGAGGGGGGGACUGUGAGUGUGCCUGUGCCGCCGCCGUUGAUGGUGGAGAAGGGGAGGAAGGGGAAGGGGAAAGGGAAGAGAUGAUGUGGGUGGGUUUUAUGCUGGGUUUUGAGUGGUGGAUCAUGGGAAUGGGAUGGGUAUGGGUAGGGGAUACUAAAUUAGUGAACGGGUUGAUUGCUGAUGGACGGUAUGGUAUGGUGUGGCAUAGCAUAGCAUGGUAUUGUGGCGUAUGGGGGGUUUCUUUUUGAUACCAGUUGUUCAGCGGUUGCUGGAUUUUACGUUAUGAUAUGAAAUCGAGAAGAGAUUUCGUUUCAUUUAUGAACCUUCCCCUCGUGUACAGUAUUUUUGAGAGUUGAUGCCAGUUUGCCAGAACAGGUUGGUUGAAAGACUACUUGGUGUAAGCUUGGGAGUAUACUUGACAUCUAUCCGUGGUAGUAGUGGUCAAGUUCAAAUAUAUCUUAACACUUUUCUUUACACCUUUUGGGGAG